Exserohilum turcica Et28A is the source of this 918-nucleotide messenger RNA. RefSeq lists its product as uncharacterized. The transcript has 2 exons. The record is from RefSeq and is a predicted model, not a curated record. The coding region runs from base 299 to 685 and encodes 128 amino acids. NCBI's taxonomy places the organism in Eukaryota, Fungi, Ascomycota, Dothideomycetes, Pleosporales, Pleosporaceae.
GGCCCUCAUAUUCACGCUGUCCACUUGGCUGCUGUGUUCCUACACUCCUUCCACAUUCCCCUUUCCCCUUUCCCACCCUUCAAGCCCUCCUUUGCGCUGUUUUGGCUACUGUUGAGAUUGCGCCAUCCACGCACGCAGGCGUCUUGUACAUACACUGACGCGAUCUACACAUAGCCGAGGCGACACUGCUCAGCUGAGCCGCCGAGCAUAAGCAGCUGUAACGAUCAGAGAUCGCGUUGCCGUUUGGAGUCUUACUUGCACACUUGACACGCGAUAACCUCCCGCACAAGCAGCAAACAUGUCCAAACCAAUGGACCAAGGCGCACCGCCGCAGUACCCUCAAUCACCGCCGCCCAUCCAUCACGAUGCUGGCCCGGCGCCCGGCGGCAUGCAGCCGUCGUACUACAACCAGGGCGGCGGCGCGCCAGACUACUACAGCGGAACCCCCAACCCCUACCAACAAGGCGCGCCUCCGGGCCCGUAUGGCCCGCCGCAGGGCCCGUAUGGUCCGCCACAGGGCCAGUAUGGCUACGGUGGACAGCAGAUGCAGUACCAGCAGGGACCGCCACCGCCAGGCGGAUACUAUCAGGACGACAGGAGGCAGGGCGGCGGCGGCGGCGGCGGACUGCUAACGGGAUUGUGCGCUGGUCUGGCGUGCUGCUGCUGUCUGGAUUGCUUGUUCUAGACGGAGUGGCGAGAAGAGGGGGCACGGCAGGCCUGGAUAUCGCUUUGCAUCAGAGGGCUUGGUACCACAUGCGCAGGGGGAGGCGUUGGGGACACGGCGGCUUAAUACUGAAUGUUUUCUUUUGUUCCGGCAUUAAUCAAUCCAAGACGGGGGGUAGACUAAUCACAAGACACGACUUCUUUUGCGCACGUCGUAUGGUUGCAACGCGCCGUUUAAUCAAAGGCCCUUUGACG